Messenger RNA from Carlito syrichta (Philippine tarsier), 1235 nucleotides. It is a transcript of the gene CYTIP, whose product is annotated as cytohesin 1 interacting protein. Bases 125 to 1201 code for a protein of 358 amino acids. NCBI's taxonomy places the organism in Eukaryota, Metazoa, Chordata, Mammalia, Primates, Tarsiidae. Gene Ontology annotation, molecular function: protein binding. Gene Ontology annotation, biological process: regulation of cell adhesion. The record is from RefSeq and is a predicted model, not a curated record. The transcript is spliced from 8 exons. Gene Ontology annotation, cellular component: cell cortex.
AGAAGUCACGUGGGUUCUUUCUGCUUUGCUACUUUUGAUUACUUGUCAGAGGUUUGUACUUUUAGCUUCCUCCCUCCUGCAAGGCCACUCAACCAUGUACUAGCUGGAGUAAUCUUUAUUCGUAAUGUCUUUACAAAGGCUCAUGCAACAGAGCAGCAAUGGCAAUUUGGUGGACUACUGCACUGGGUCCGCAUAUAGCUUUUACUCCACACUCACAGGCAGCCCUACCAUGGAUGAUAAUAGAAGGAUUCAAAUGCUGGCAGAUACUGUGGCUACCUUGCCUCGGGGACGAAAGCAGCUUGCUUUAACCAGAUCGAGUUCUUUAAGUGACUUUUCCUGGUCGCAAAGAAAGAUAGUUACUGUGGAAAAGCAGGAUAAUGGAACAUUUGGAUUUGAAAUUCAGACUUACAAGUUCCAGAAUCAGAACACCUGCUCCCCCGAAAUGUGCACUUUGAUAUGCAAAAUACAAGAGGACAGUCCAGCUCACUGUGCUGGCCUACAAGCAGGUGAUGUCCUUGCAAAUAUCAAUGGCGUGAGCACAGAAGGCUUUACCCACAAACAAGUGGUUGACCUGAUCAGAUCGUCAGGAAACCUGCUAACGAUAGAGACUCUUAACGGAACAAUGUUUCUUAAAAGAACAGAACUUGAAGCAAAGCUGCAGGUUUUAAAGCAAACCUUGAAGAAAAAAUGGGUGGAGCUCAGAUCUUUGCAGUUACAGGAACAGCGCCUGCUUCAUGGUGACGCAGCUAACUGUCCAAGUUUGGAAAACGUGGACUUGGAUGAAUGGUCUUUGUUUGGAAUGCUGCCUGGGCCCGGCCCAGCCCCUGCACAGGACCGGAAUCGAUUAUCCAGUGAGAGCAGCUGUAAGAGCUGGCUGAGCUCCAUGACCCUGGACAGCGAAGACGGCUACCAGACGUGUGUGUCUGAGGACUCCAGCAGGGGCGCUGUCAGUCGGCAGACGAGCACGGAUGAUGAGUGUUUCGUUCCCAGGGAUGGGGACGAUUUUCUGAGGUCUUCAAGGAAGAACCGGAGCGUGAGUACCACCAGCAGUGGAUCCAUGUCUCCCUUGUGGGAAGGCAACUUCUCAAGCAUGUUUGGGACCCUGCCCCGGAAGAGCAGAAAAGGAAGUGUACGGAAGCAACUCUUGAAAUUCAUCCCUGGCCUUCACCGUGCUGUGGAAGAGGAAGAGAGUCGCUUUUGACGGGUUCAAAUGGGCUUAUUUCACAAAUAUCUCU